Molecule: messenger RNA, 252 nt
Organism: Candidula unifasciata
Lineage: Eukaryota; Metazoa; Mollusca; Gastropoda; Stylommatophora; Geomitridae
Source: the annotation of a GenBank genome assembly
GCCCCAGAGGGAGAGAACCAGCCCAGCACUGAUGUGGAUCUGUUUGUCUCAACAGAGAAGAUUAUGGUGCUGAACACAGACUUGCAGGAGAUCAUGAUGGAUCAUUCAUUGAGAACAAUUUCUUACAUUGCUGACAUUGGAGACAUACUGGUAAUCAUGGCAAGACGUAGACUGAUCACCAGCCCUGACGACAUGUUGGGCAGACGCAGGCGACAAGCCAAGAUUCUCUGUCAUGUGUUUGAGUCAGAUGAG